Lepus europaeus (European hare) is the source of this 1081-nucleotide messenger RNA. It is a transcript of the gene RCE1, whose product is annotated as Ras converting CAAX endopeptidase 1. Gene Ontology annotation, molecular function: metalloendopeptidase activity. Gene Ontology annotation, biological process: CAAX-box protein processing. Lineage: Eukaryota; Metazoa; Chordata; Mammalia; Lagomorpha; Leporidae. The record is from RefSeq and is a predicted model, not a curated record. Gene Ontology annotation, cellular component: endoplasmic reticulum membrane. Bases 1 to 990 code for a protein of 329 amino acids. The transcript is spliced from 8 exons.
AUGGCGGCGCUGGGCGGGGACGGGCUGCGCCUGCUGUCGGUGUCGCGGCCGGAGCGACAGCCCGAGGCGGCGGCGCUGGGCGGCGCGGGCCCCGGGCUGUGCUGCUGGGUGUCGGUGUUCUCCUGCCUCAGCCUCGCCUGCUCCUACGUGGGCAGCCUGUACGUCUGGAAGAGCGAGCUGCCCAGGGACCACCCCGCCGUCAUCAAGCGGCGCUUCACCAGCGUCCUGGUGGUGUCCAGCCUGUCUCCGCUCUGCGUGCUGCUCUGGCGGGAGCUCACGGGCAUCCAGCCAGGCACAUCCCUGCUCACCCUGAUGGGCGUGAGGCUGGAGGGCAUUUUCCCAGCGGCUCUGCUGCCCCUGCUGCUGACCAUGAUCCUUUUCCUGGGCCCACUGAUGCAGUUGUCCAUGGACUGCCCCUGUGACCUCACAGACGGGCUGAAGGUCGUCCUGGCUCCCCGCUCCUGGGCCCGCUGCCUCACAGACAUGCGCUGGCUGCGGAACCAGGUGAUCGCCCCGCUGACGGAGGAGCUGGUGUUCCGGGCGUGCAUGCUGCCCAUGCUGGCGCCCUGCACCGGCCUGGGCCCCGCCGUGUUCACCUGCCCGCUCUUCUUUGGAGUUGCCCACUUCCACCACAUCAUCGAGCAGCUGCGCUUCCGCCAGAGCAGCGUGGGGAGCAUCUUCCUGUCUGCAGCGUUCCAGUUCUCCUACACGGCCGUCUUUGGUGCCUACACCGCCUUCCUCUUCAUCCGUACAGGACACCUGAUCGGGCCGGUUCUCUGCCACUCUUUCUGCAAUUACAUGGGCUUCCCCGCCGUGUGCGCAGCCCUGGAGCACCCGCAGAGGCGGCCCCUGCUGGCCGGCUACGCCCUGGGUGUGGGCCUCUUCCUGCUACUGCUGCAGCCCCUCACGGACCCCAAGCUCUACGGCAGCCUCCCCCUCUGUGUGCUCCUGCAGCGCGCCGGGAACUCAGAGAUCCCCCUGUGCUCCUGACCCCGCUCCCACGCACACUCCUACGAACUCUACGGGCUCCCGGCCCCUCCCCGUCAAGGGGCACUGCAGGGGAGGGGCUGGCUGGGGUCCC